Messenger RNA from Hypoxylon trugodes, 1282 nucleotides. RefSeq lists its product as uncharacterized. The record is from RefSeq and is a predicted model, not a curated record. Bases 202 to 1176 code for a protein of 324 amino acids. The transcript is spliced from 4 exons. Lineage: Eukaryota; Fungi; Ascomycota; Sordariomycetes; Xylariales; Hypoxylaceae. Gene Ontology annotation, cellular component: membrane.
GAAUUUACUAAUAUUUAAAACGAGUUAACUUCUUUGCGAAGAGGAUUUGUCUUUCGGCACUAACUCCGAAAACGCCACGAUAUCGUCGGAGUCCAUCCGAAGCAUACAAAAUAGUUAACAUCGGAGUUGAUCCGACACAGAAAAAUAAGGAAUCAAAGAGACUUCUACACCUACCUCAUAUUUUAUAUCAUAUUACGAAUCAUGACGAAUAAAUAUGAGGGUAUCAACUUCUGGAUAUACGUCCCGAACAAAGUCGCUGCCAUAAUAUUUGUCUUCGCUUUCUUUGCUACGGCGGUGAUACACUUAUGGCAAUGUUAUCACUACAAGACGUUCAAAGUAACCGGGCUUUUUGCCAUUGGAGGCCUUCUUUAUGUUAUCGGGUUCGCUAUUCGAGUCAGUGGUGCGUUUGGGAACUACGAUGAAUUAGCCCCCUUCGUCUUGAGCGUCGCUCUAAUUUAUGUCAGCCCACCUCUUCUCUCACUGGCCGACUACGAUAUACUCGGUCGCGUCUUCUACUAUGUACCUUAUCUGGCCCCAAUGGACCCAGGCAAGGUCAUGACCACAUUCGGCCUCCUCGCUAUGGUUAUCGAGGGUGUAAACGGCGUCGCCGCUUCCUUCAUAGCUAACCCAGAAAGCAACCCGCAGCUAGGUAGUGCUUUACUGUGGACAGCCAUAGCCCUUCAAAUCGCCAUUAUCGCAUUCUUCCUUGGCUUGGUGGGGUUCUUCCACCGGCGAUGCAUCCAGGCAGGAAUGGCGUGGGCACCAGGCAUCCGACAGCCGCUUAUAACAUUAUACGUGAGCAUGGGGCUUAUUUUGGCGCGAACGAUAUACCGCGGGAUAGAGCACAGCAUCGCGGCGGUUUCGAAUACGGAAUGGCCCUUCUACGUCUUUGAGGCGACUCUUAUGUUUAUCAAUAUGGUUAUGUGGAACGUGCGGCACCCUGGCCAGUACCUCCCUGCCGACACUAAGACGUACCUUAGUCGCGAUGGAAUAACGGAGCUGCAGGCGCCUGAGAAGCAGAAAUCGGGAUCCGGGUCGAGGCCGGAAUUCUCCUUGAAACUACUGAGUCCAUUGUAUUGGAUAAGCCUACUCUUUCAGCCGUCGAAGUUGAAGAGAAUGUUUCGCAGGGAUAGGGGCGAAGAGUGGAAUGAGGUGCACUCUGUGGAGCCUGUGUGAUAGCUCACUCACCAACCCUCAUUUCUAUCAAUUCAUCCCCGGAAGGAAUAGAAGGUCACUAGGGAAAGUCAGAAGUCAAACAAUGGAGUUUUUAGAGGAAAAUCAU